AGGGAGAAGCCGGAAGAGAGAGAGAGACGCGGAUCCCACAGAUCCCGGUUCAGAUCCCGGUUCCGAUCCCCCAUCCGCGCCUGAAGGAGAGCCUCCAGCGGGUCGCACGUGUCACGUGACUCUUCCUCUACCUGUCGAGUGUGUCUCCUGUCUCUGACGAUGUGGAAGGCUUCAGCUGGUCAGACGGUCAACGUGGCCGUGAGCGAGGACGCCGACGACUGGGAGACGGACCCCGACUUUGAGAAUGACGUGUCUGAGCGGGAGCAGCGCUGGGGGGCCAAGACGGUGGAGGGCUCCGGGCACCAGGAGCACAUCAACAUCAAGCAGCUGCGUGAGACGGUGUCCACGGAGCACACCAGCAUGAAGCAGAAGGAGCUGGAGACGAUGCCCAAGGCCUCGCACGGCUACGGGGGCAAGUUCGGGGUCCAGCAGGACCGCAUGGACAAGUCCGCUAUGGGUCACGACUACCAGAGCAAGUUGUCUGCUCACUGCUCCCAGACGGACACGUCUAAGGGCUUCGGGGGAAAGUUUGGAGUUCAGGCGGACCGCGUGGACGAGUCAGCUGUUGGCUUUGAGUAUGACGGGAAGACGGAGAAACACGCCUCACAGAAAGACUACUCCACUGGCUUCGGGGGCCGGUACGGGGUUCAGGCCGACCGCGUGGACAAGAGCGCCGUGGGCUUUGACUACCAGGGGAAGACGGAGAAACACGAGUCCCAGAAAGACUACAGUAAGGGCUUCGGCGGUAAGUUCGGCGUGCAGACGGACCGCGUGGACCAGAGCGCCGUGGGCUUCGACUACCAGAGCAAGACGGAGAAACACGAGUCCCAGAGAGACUACAGCAAGGGCUUCGGCGGUAAGUUCGGCGUGCAGACGGACCGGCAGGACAAGUCUGCGUUGGGUUGGGACCACCAGGAGAAACUGCAGCUGCACGAGUCCCAGAAAGACUACAACAAAGGGUUCGGAGGGAAGUUUGGAGUCCAGAAUGACCGCAUGGAUAAAAGCGCCGGGACCUUCGAGGACGUGGAGAAGGUGGCGUCGUCUUACCAGAAGACCAAACCCGUGGAGGCUGCCGGCAGCAACACGGGCAGCAUCAAGGCUCGCUUCGAGAACAUCGCCAAGGAGAAGGACGAGGAGGAGCGCCGGAGGGCCGAGGAGGAGCGCGGCCGCCGGCAGGCCAAGGAGAAGCAGGAGCAGGAGCAGGAGGCGCGCCGCCAGAUCCAAGAGGCGCCCAGGGACCCCGGUCCCAGCCCCUCCCCCAGCCCGACCCCCCAGCAGCAGGUAGGACCCGAGGACCUCCUGGCGCCUCGAGGCCGGAGGACGGGUCCGGAGGACGUGGUCUACGACACGGUGCAGGACCACGAGGACCUGGACCAGAACCCCCAGGAGGAGGCGGAGCCAGCAAAAGGCGGCGAGGACCUCGGCGUGACGGCGGUGGCGCUGUACGACUACCAAGCAGCCGGCGAAGACGAGAUCUCCUUCGACCCCGACGACAUCAUCACCAACAUCGAGAUGAUCGACGAGGGCUGGUGGCGCGGCGUGUGCGGCGGCGCCUACGGCCUCUUCCCCGCCAACUACGUGGAGGUUCGGCAAUGAACAAGAGGACCCCCCCCCCCGACCCCCCGACCCCCCCUUUCUCCACUCCUUUGGUUUUUUUCUCUCGUCACCUCAUCAUGAGACGUCCUCUGGGCUCCUAGCUCCUCCUCCCUACAUCCGGUCUCGGACUCCUUAUCCGGACCUUAAAGUCACUUCCUGUAUCUGGCCCCGCCCCCCCAAAUACUUCCCUCACCUGCGUCAGGUGUCGAUGCUUCUUCACACUUGCUGAUGUUUAGUGUCGGCCAAUGAGAGCCGAGGAGCCAAUGAGAGCGGAGCAGCUUGGUUAGUGACGUGGACCAGAAGCAUUUUAAAUAAGAAAUAAAAGAUGAGAUAAGUUUUUUUGCUGAGGCCAUGAAGACUCAACGCUACAUGCUACAUGCUACAUCUCAUAGUAUUAUUACUCAUCUUUAUACUUCGUGACGCGUAGAGGAAUUAUAGAGCUCCUCUUUGUGUGAGAGAAUGUGAUGUCAUUAAAUUCAUCUUCGGGGUUUUAUAAUAAAUAGUGACCUUUUCAAAUUAUUCUUCUGAGCCUCGUUUGAGUCACAUUAACUGCUUUUUUAAAUUUCAAUAAACUGAAUUAUUAGCGUG
This is a messenger RNA of Pseudoliparis swirei, 2184 nucleotides long. Its product is annotated as src substrate cortactin-like. Gene Ontology annotation, cellular component: site of polarized growth; actin filament; lamellipodium. Gene Ontology annotation, biological process: regulation of actin filament polymerization. Gene Ontology annotation, molecular function: actin filament binding. The transcript is spliced from 14 exons. Bases 160 to 1596 code for a protein of 478 amino acids. NCBI's taxonomy places the organism in Eukaryota, Metazoa, Chordata, Actinopteri, Perciformes, Liparidae. The record is from RefSeq and is a predicted model, not a curated record.